Messenger RNA from Stomoxys calcitrans (stable fly), 1623 nucleotides. RefSeq names its product sensory neuron membrane protein 1-like. Gene Ontology annotation, cellular component: membrane; cytoplasm. Gene Ontology annotation, molecular function: scavenger receptor activity. The coding region runs from base 1 to 1623 and encodes 540 amino acids. The record is from RefSeq and is a predicted model, not a curated record. NCBI's taxonomy places the organism in Eukaryota, Metazoa, Arthropoda, Insecta, Diptera, Muscidae. The transcript is spliced from 10 exons.
AUGUCUGAAAAACUUUAUAGAAAUGUGGCCAUCGGUUGUGUUGCAUUCAGUGCUGUGGGUCUUUUAGUUGGCCUUGGAUUUCCACCACUUAUGACCAAAAUGAUUAAAAGUCAAAUAAAUCUUAAACCUGGCUCCGAAACGCGACUAAUGUGGGAAAAAUUUCCCAUAUGGAUAAAAUUCUCAAUUUUUGUAUUCAAUGUCACUAAUCCGGAUGAGGUGCAAAAUGGAGGUAAACCCAGAUUACAAGAAGUUGGGCCAUUUGUAUUCGAAGAAUGGAAAGACAAAUAUGAUCUGACAGAUUUUGAAGAGGAAGAUGCGGUGGAAUUCAAUAUGCGCAACACAUUUAUAUUUCGCCCUGACCUGGGUUUGAGUGGUGAGGAAAUUGUGGUAUUUCCACAUCCUUUGAUACAGGUCAUGGGUAUAUCCAUUAAACGUGAUAAGGUUGCUAUGCUGAGUAUGAUUGCCGAAGGUAUAGAGAAUCUAUUUAAACCCACCACCCCCUUUCUGCGUGCUCCGGCCAUAGAUAUUUUCUUUCGGGGUUUUGAUAUUGACUGUUCCCCUGAAAAUUUCGCUGCUAAGGCAAUUUGUCUGAAUUUCCAUACAGGUGCUGUAAAGGGGGCAGAAAAAAUCGAUGACACACAUUUUAAAUUUUCACUGCUGGGAGGGGGUAAUCAUACCGAUGGUGGCCGCUUUAAGGUUUCACGAGGCAUACGCGAUUAUCGAACCAUAGGCCAGGUUCUUGAGUUUGAGGAGGACACCGAAAUGAAUGUCUGGCCUGGGGAUGAGUGCAAUAAGAUACGUGGAACCGAUUCUACCAUAUUUGCUCCUCUAAUGAAACCCAGCGAAGGUCUAUGGUCGUUCUCAGCUGAUCUGUGUCGUUCAUUGGGACCGAAAGUUGAAAAGAAGGUCACCUAUAAUGGAGUACCAGCUUAUCGUUAUAUAAUGGAUUUGGGGGAUGUUAAGAAUGAACCUGAAAAUCAUUGCUUUUGCAAAGACUAUCCAGAUGAUUGCCCGCUCAAAGGUACCAUGGAACUGGCGCUGUGCAAUGAAACACCAAUGAUUGCUUCCUUGCCACAUUUUCUGAAUGCUGAUCCCCAACUAUUGGCCGGUGUCGAUGGUUUGCAGCCCGAUGAGAAAAAGCAUAGCAUUUAUAUAGAUUUUGAAAUUAUAUCCGGUACACCCUUGAACAUUGCCAAACGUUUACAGUUCAGUUUGGAUGUGGAGCCGAUCGAAGAAAUUCCAGUCAUGAGCAAAUUGAGGCCCUUGGUAAUGCCGUUAUUUUGGGUUGAGGAAUCUGUGGCAUUGAAUAAAGAUUUCACCAAUCUUAUUAAGAGUAAAGUAUUUACAACAAAAACUAUCGUGAAGGUCUUUAUGUGGAAUGCUAUAGUCAUUGGAGUAUGUGGUGCUGCCUUUUCAGCUUUGAUGAUAUAUCUACGUCGACAGGAUGAUAAAAAAUUAAAAAGUCUUCUGCUCUCCUUCCUGAGCAGCUUCAGUUCCAGUGACCACCAUGACUGGCUGGUUUUGCGUAGUGGUACUCUUUCGGGACAAGCCUUCAAAAAGGCCUAUUGUUUAGCAAAGUAUUGGGUUGCCCAAAAAAUCUACAAUGAUCCACAAGAAAUCUAA